CCGCAUGGAAAGCCCAGACCCGAAGGAGCAGCUGGUGGUUGAGAUUUGGAGUUCAAGAAAAAACACUCCGAAAGAAUUGCUGCUGCAUGCAUUAAAGGAAAUAGCAGCAGCAGCAGCAGCAGCAGCAGCACAGCUGCGCGCGGACGCAGACUGGGAGCGAGAAGAAAAGGCCCUACAAAAGGGCUGGGAACAAAUUUGCAAACACAAGGAAGCUGAAAGGCAGCAAGAACUCCAAGGGGGCCCCCCCCUCUAUACCCUAAACCCUAAUGGAGAGUUGCGGCCUCCGCCCGAAAUUAGCCCGGAAGAAUGGUUCAGGCAAGAGCAGCAACAGCAAAUGCAGCAGCAACAGCAGCAAAUGCAGCAGCAGCAGCAACAGCAGGUACAGCAGCACCCGCAGCAGCAGCAGCAACAGCAGCAGAUACAGCAGCACACGCAGCAGCAGCAGCAGCAGCAGCGAGAAGAUGCAGCAGGCAGCCCCGACGAUGUGCUCCUAGAGGAUUUGCCCCUCCCGCGGAGAGCUCUUGAGGGCUUGAAGGAAUGCGGUGUACGUACACUGGGCCAAGUCAGCCUCUACUCGCUGCAGCAGCUGCUGCGGGUUCCAGGCGUAAGCCUUUCAGCAGCAACUUUGCUGCAGCAGCUGCUGCAGCACCGCUACGACAGGGAGUUGGCCCCAGACUAA
Molecule: messenger RNA, 679 nt
Organism: Eimeria tenella
Lineage: Eukaryota; Apicomplexa; Conoidasida; Eucoccidiorida; Eimeriidae
Product: RNA polymerase Rpb3/Rpb11 dimerization domain-containing protein, putative
Exons: 4
Source: RefSeq, a predicted model, not a curated record